AUGUCAACAUCCUUUUACCGUCAGCUCGUUUUCAGGGAAAUAGUCGCUUCGGAAAUGCAGGUCCGUUGGAUCAUACUGGUGAGCAUCAUGCUGUACGAUUCAGGCUUGUUAAAUUCAAAGGUCGUUUAUGCUCGCCACUUUGUUUACGAACCGUACAACUAUGUCCAGCAUCAAAGCACCAAUCCUUAUGCGUCAUACAACAAACGUGGCCCCGAACUUUUUAUCAGUCGCUUGACCGGAUCACGUCCAAGGAGAUAUAGUUGGGAUGAGCAACAAGACAGCAAAGGAAUGGAGUAACUAUUUAUCCAAUUGUCUUUUCCAUUAUUGCCUGGAACAUUGACCACGGCAGCUUCCAUGUGCAUUUACU
Dicrocoelium dendriticum is the source of this 367-nucleotide messenger RNA. NCBI's taxonomy places the organism in Eukaryota, Metazoa, Platyhelminthes, Trematoda, Plagiorchiida, Dicrocoeliidae. The record is from the annotation of a GenBank genome assembly.